GGGGGCCUUACACUAUCUCUACCUGGCCGCCUUCACCUGGAUGCUGCUGGAGGGUCUGCACCUCUUCCUCACUGCACGCAACCUGACGGUGGUCAACUACUCUGGGCUGAACAGGUUUAUGAAGUGGCUCAUGUUCCCUGUGGGCUAUGGAGUCCCGGCUCUAAUUGUGGCCAUUUCUGCUGCAUCCAGACCUCACCUUUAUGGAACAGCCACCCGCUGCUGGCUCGACACAAAAAAGAUAUUUAUAUGGAGUUUCCUUGGACCAGUUUGUGCCAUCAUCGCUGUCAAUUUAGCAUUGUUUCUGAUGACCUUCUGGAUUUUGCAAAGCAAACUGUCUUCCCUCAACAGUGAUGUGUCCACCCUUGGGAAUACAAGGUAAGUAGGAAAAGAGAGUGACAACCCCACAGGCAGGUGUGGUUCUGAGGACAAAGCCCUGUACCUCGGCAGCC
Messenger RNA from Suricata suricatta (meerkat), 449 nucleotides. RefSeq names its product adhesion G protein-coupled receptor E3-like. The transcript has 3 exons. Gene Ontology annotation, cellular component: membrane. The record is from RefSeq and is a predicted model, not a curated record. Gene Ontology annotation, molecular function: G protein-coupled receptor activity. NCBI's taxonomy places the organism in Eukaryota, Metazoa, Chordata, Mammalia, Carnivora, Herpestidae. Gene Ontology annotation, biological process: cell surface receptor signaling pathway; adenylate cyclase-activating G protein-coupled receptor signaling pathway. The coding region runs from base 41 to 379 and encodes 112 amino acids.